This is a messenger RNA of Paramuricea clavata, 1922 nucleotides long. Lineage: Eukaryota; Metazoa; Cnidaria; Anthozoa; Malacalcyonacea; Plexauridae. The record is from the annotation of a GenBank genome assembly.
UGCUCAUGAGUCAUGAGUCAUGGCGUUCUGUUCGUGGAGCGGUAGUGAAAAAUACAGGGAUCACUUUGAAGUUGGUAAUAAUUUUAAUGUUAUUUUCAAUGUGACCGUUUAGAAUAGAGGUUGCCAAAACUGGCAGUUGUUCAGCGAAGACCCUCUAUGAUAUCGUUGUAGAAACUGCUAUAUUUUCAAGUUAUCUCAGAAUAAUUAGCCUUUGAGGAUGCCUUAAAACCAUCCGCUUUGGCGUGAAGUCUUGAGGUAGCAAGCCAAAUGCAGGACAUUAUUCACUGAUAAAAUUGACUAUCAACAUCUAAAAUAUCAACCUGCCUUGUUUGGUUGAUUGUAGUUAAAUCUAGCCUGCGUAGCAGUCGCUUUAUUCUGUUGAAGGUUUGAAGGAAGGUUUGAAGGAAGGUUAAUUUGUUCGACCGCGGGCUAUCAAUCUCGUACCCAGAGCAUUGGAACAUGGCUCUGGGUACGUAUACGUGAUUGAACCUAACCUAACCUAACAUACAUAUUGACAUGUAUAUGUUGGUAAUAUGUGUUGUCUUGAAGGCCACCCGAUAUUUUUCUUCAUUCGUUUAAAUUAUUAAUAUGUCAUACACGUCAUCUAUCGUCCAGGUAUAUACAAAUGUGUGAAGUGUGGUAAUGGCUUAUUUCAUGGAAAGAGUAAAUACGCACAUCACACGCCAUGGCCGGCAUUUAAUGAGACGAUUCGUGAAGACAGCGUAAGAAAAGAAAUUGAAACUGUUCCACAAGAAAGCAGUCAGGCCAAAGCAAUGAAAGUAAGCCGGACCUUUGUUUACUAGAAGACGUAGUACAUUUCAUGACUAGUACUUUCAUGACUAGAACUAGUGCAUGCUUUUCACUGUCAGUUUCAGGCGAUUGAGUUUCUCAUAUUUAUGGCGAGGGUAGAAAACGAAUGUUACCUAAAAACAAAUGUAACCAAAAUACUUCUUUUGUGGAUUUCUAACUUCUUUUUCACUGCCAGUGUAUACAGUAUAACAAGCACCUUUCAUAAUUUAUAUUUUGCUGGCAGGUGCCUUCCAUGGGUCAUUUUCUAAGGGUCUCGUUUCUUGCCGCUUAGGAUCAUCUUCUGAGAGUUUCUCAAAUAAUUAUUGCAUACUUACUACGUGAACGUAUUAUCCAAAUUGAAAUAUUACAUUCAAUAUUCUCUUUUUGCUAUUUUUUGUUGAGGUUUUCUGUGGCAAAUGUGGAAACAGCUUGGGUCACGAAUUUAUCGGCGACGGUCCCAAUGGCGCAUCAAGAUUCUGAAUUUUUUCAAACACUUUACAAUUUGUGAAAGCUGAGUAAGCUUUUAUAAUGUGAUUGAAAGUGUGCUGUGGAGGGAGUUAUUGAUCGAUUUACCAUUCGUCUCGAGUACUGGCAUACGUGAGCUCAUAUACCAUGGAUUAAAAAAUUUAAAAAUGAGAGUCGGGCGGGAUUUCACGUCCAAACAGUUUGCUCUAAGAGUCCUGGACUUGAAAUCCCAUCCAGUUCUGAAUUUGACUGGGAUCACUGGAUCAGUUAAAACGACAUCUCUUACGAAUAGAUCAUUACUCAAGUGAAGUGAAUUAACUUUGACACAGCCUCCCACUGCAUCCAGACGUCAUUUCCCACGCUUCUUCGCUCGGAACCAAAUGAGCGAGCGGAUGAGAGUGGGAAAUGACGUCUUGGUUCGCAGACUAUAGGACUCGAGUCAAAUAGUCAUGAUACUCAUGAUCAUUCGAUAAAGAUCGCUAGAAUGCGUGAAUUGGGCUGACUGGCAAAUGGAGAGAAUAAGAGAAUUUGAUUAAACAUGAAAUAUAAUGUAAUGAUGUAUUUAGUUCAAAGCCAAAACGUCUGGAGGACUUGAUACUGAAGAGGUUCAUUAUUUCAUGUCAAAAUUUUGUACAUAGCAGCGUAAAAAAUAUAUUACAACUCGAGCA